This is a messenger RNA of Corylus avellana, 1384 nucleotides long. The record is from RefSeq and is a predicted model, not a curated record. Lineage: Eukaryota; Viridiplantae; Streptophyta; Magnoliopsida; Fagales; Betulaceae.
GAAAAAGUACGGCUGCAAUUAUUUCUUUAUUCAGAAGGGCAAUUAUUUUUUUCCCUCCCACAAAUUAUUUACAGGAAAUCUUUUUCAAACCGGCCUCUCUGCUCUCUCACUCUAUGCUAGUAUCUCCAUAUCCAUGGUUAGAGGAAUGCUCUUCCCUGCUGGACUCACGGUCCUAAUUGUUGUUCUUGUCCUAGCCCAUGAAGUUUGCAGUGCCAAGGAUAGUCAUCAUCACUCAUGUCCUCCUUCUUCCUGCGGAAAUAUUCAGAAUAUAAGCUAUCCGUUUCGGUUGGAAGGCGAUCCACCAAUGUGCAGAGAUCAAAGGUAUAAUCUGUCUUGUGAGAAUAACCAAACAGUGUUAUACUUAUAUGCUGGAAAAUACUACGUACGGGAAAUCGAUUACGGUAUGUACACAAUCCGAGUUGUAGACGCAGAUAUGAAGAAAGACAAAACCUCCUUCAUCCCUCGCUAUUUUCUAAACCGCUACAAUUUCAGUUCAGGGGAUCCAUAUUCCUUACGUUAUCCACAUAACAUAUAUGUCCUUUGUGAUAGUGGUCAGUACCGGCCGAUAGGGUACCUUUUGGGUUGGUACGAUGUCGGUAUGCGAGAAACGGGUUUGGUUUGGGUGAAGUGUGAAAAGCCAAUGAUUUCUUAUCACUAUUUGGAUACGUCUACAUGCUUGAGUAAUGGGGGAGUGAAUUCCUCCAACUCUUCUCUAUUCCAUUCCAAGAGCUACCGAUAUGUUUUAUAUUCCGACUAUAUAUCUCUAGACGAUUUGGGGGACUCUUGCCAAAUAGAGCAAAUGUUUCCGAAAGCGUCGCAUAGUGGUUCCCCAAUUAGGUGUUCAGACGUUUACGAUCGAGUGGCCGAUGGUUUUAAGCUUUCAUGGGUGCAAGUUCUGUGUCAGAACUUCAGAGGAGAUGACAGUUGCUACCUCAAUCACGCGAAUUUCCCUGCUCAGUGCCCCUAUCCCAGUUCUAAACUAUCCGAGAUUCUUGGAAAAGCUAUUGAAGUCGUUACCAAAACACUGCUACCGCAGAUCAUCGAAGACAUAUUUUUUGAGCAAUCCGGAGAAAAUGGGCCAGACUAUGAUCUCACUUUGGGAAAACUAGGGAUAAUCAUGAUCACCUAUGGCGAGGAUACAGAAAUCAAGGCGAGAACUUUCCCAUUUGGUAGCCUCUCGACUGGAGCUGCUAGUAUGGUUGUGAUUGGUAAGAGCAAGCAAAUUCAUUCCAGGUACUAAAAACAGGGUUCGUGUAAAGCGAAUGCAUUUGUAAGGCUUUGGUCUCCAUGUGUUGUAGGUUUUGAGAGAUAGAAUCUGCUUUCCAAGUUUUGAAAUCCACCUAUAAAUGGAUUAUUUAGAAUUUUUGUUUUCGGAGAGCAUAUA